Bombyx mori (domestic silkworm) is the source of this 1318-nucleotide messenger RNA. RefSeq lists its product as uncharacterized. The transcript has 6 exons. NCBI's taxonomy places the organism in Eukaryota, Metazoa, Arthropoda, Insecta, Lepidoptera, Bombycidae. The coding region runs from base 261 to 1001 and encodes 246 amino acids. The record is from RefSeq and is a predicted model, not a curated record.
AAAUCAAAUGUUGCGCGCGCAGCUUCGCGCAACCCACCGCAGUUGUCGGUAAAACAGAUAUCGCACGUCGAUGAUAAAACUCUUGGUCGACGAGACGAUUUCGAGACAAUAUUUAUAUAAAUAAUUGUAACAAUAAAAUGUAUGUGCGAUUAGCAUAUUCGCUUUCAUUAAUACCGAUGUGCUGUUUUACGUAGAACUUUGCAAUCGUACUUCACUUCAUUUUAAAUUAAAACAAAUUUCUUCGUGCUGAUAUCUUCACCAUGAGUAGAGACGUGAAAAAACGACAAGUCAGCACUGACCAACUAAUGAUGCUAUUGGAUUUCCUCAAAGAGCAUCCUGAUCUAGCUAAAGGCAAAGUGAGGCGGCAUCGAACCAAGUUCAGCCCUGUGAAAUUGUGGAAUUUAUGUGCGAAAAAACUCAACACGGUCAGAGACGGUGCCGUAAAGGACGGGAAAGGGUGGUCAAGGUAUUGGUGUGAUUGGAAGUACCGUGCCAAAAGAAGAGCAUUAGAGAUAAAAGCUGCCAAGAACAACCAAAAACCGUUGCCCGAAGAUUUCACUCAACUGUCUUCAACCGAAGAGACAAUUCUAAGUAUCAUCGGUCACAGCUGCAUUGAUGAUAUAUUCAUUAAAACUGAUCCACUUGCUCAAGAUAACAAUGUUGAUGCUGAUACUGAAAAUGAUGCCGAUAAUCAGUACCAAGUAACACCUCAAGAGACUCUAAAAUUGCAUAAACGGUAUUCGUCAAAAGAAGGUUCGGAUUUAGAUAGAAGCGGAUGUUCCAGUCCAAUUCAGAAAAAACGCAAUACUAGUAAUGCCCACAUUGAAGAUUCAGAAGUUGAAGACGAAGCUGCCGAAUUUUUACGCAUAGAAGUGGAUAAAUUGCAAACCGUAAAGAGGAUAGGCGAUUCAAUACAGACCAUUGCAACCGAAGUAACUAAACUCACAGAAGUGAUGGGGCACAUACGAGACCUUUUGAUGAAUAAUAGAAUGAGUAUUUAAUCCUUGUAAAUAAUUGUAUAUUUAAUCAAAGAUUUUGCAUUAAGAUUAAUUACAAAAAAUAAAAAUAGAACUAUUUUCUUUAUGUAACUGUUGGUGAUAUAAUACAAUAUAACGGGAUUUUUGUAAUUAACAUUAUUUCCAUUUCUCCAAUUUAGUUAUUAAGACUGGUAUUAUUUAAGUAUAUUAAAUUAAAUAGCAAGGUGCUUAUCUCCAAGCACUGAUAAAUUGAUAUUAAGAAACAAAGAAUUAGGGCAUCCAGUACAAUGAUCUAGAGAUUUCUUAAGAGACUUCAGACAAUAAAGUCAAUGAGUGAGAUA